UGCACCUGAUGGUAGAUGGGGAAGACUGGGUGUGGGCAAAGUGUUCCAGGACAUGUUGGGGAUGCUGCUUGGCCAAAGCCUCCUCCACCGCAUGCCAGACACUUCCUCUAGCCGCAUUCUAGUUACUGCCUGGUUGAUAUUCGCCGUCAUCCUCGGGUCAGCUUACAGCGGCAACCUCACUGCUUCCCUUACCUUACCUAAGCAUCCUGCGCGCCCAGAGACUCUCCUACAGCUCGUCGAUGCUGUUGACAGAAUAACGAUGCCGCCAUACGGUGAAGAGUUCAGAAACUACUUUGCCAAGUCAGCGUCUCCGGUAUUUCAGAAGCUGGCCCGUCUUAUUGACAUCGUGCCAUCUUUGCUCGAAGGACAACAGCAGGCUUCUGAACUCCAAGUAAUUAAGUCAAAUUACAUAGAAGUCAUAAUAGUCAGGGGCACCUGGACAACCAACGGUACCAGCAGCUAAGCAUUGCAGAAGCAUUCACGCUGCCGGACGGAAGAGAGCAGCUGUACAUCGGACGGGAGAGCAUUAUGCCAGGUGAAGCUGCCUGGCCUCUGCCUCAUGACGCUCCUUACUCUUCAGUCAUCAACCGGCUCCUC
Molecule: messenger RNA, 597 nt
Organism: Portunus trituberculatus (swimming crab)
Lineage: Eukaryota; Metazoa; Arthropoda; Malacostraca; Decapoda; Portunidae
Exons: 3
Coding region: 53-463 (136 amino acids)
Cellular component (GO): membrane
Molecular function (GO): ligand-gated monoatomic ion channel activity
Source: RefSeq, a predicted model, not a curated record